This is a messenger RNA of Lotus japonicus, 1689 nucleotides long. RefSeq names its product histidine--tRNA ligase, chloroplastic/mitochondrial-like. The record is from RefSeq and is a predicted model, not a curated record. Gene Ontology annotation, molecular function: ATP binding; histidine-tRNA ligase activity. Gene Ontology annotation, biological process: histidyl-tRNA aminoacylation. The coding region runs from base 33 to 1559 and encodes 508 amino acids. Gene Ontology annotation, cellular component: cytoplasm. The transcript has 11 exons. Lineage: Eukaryota; Viridiplantae; Streptophyta; Magnoliopsida; Fabales; Fabaceae.
AUAUCACAGCAGAACCUCACUAUCCCACUCUCAUGCGUUUCCAACCAGCGAACCCGAGCUUCACCACCAUCACCAUGCCUGCAACUCCACUAUCAUCUUCCUUCCUCACCCUGCAACCGCGCUUCAACUCCUACAUCAACCCUCUCUUCCGUUCACUCACCUACCAACUCAAUGGCAACUUCUCCACAGUCAGACUCCACUCCGCACUUCCCGGCGCGGCGGAGACCGACUCUCCCACCGGCGGCCGAACCGGCGCCUUAACUCCCGGCCCUUCUGUCCCCCGUGACGUGCAGAAAAUCGACGUCAACCCUCCCAAGGGGACACGUGACUUCCCGCCUGAAGACAUGCGCUUGCGCAACUGGCUCUUCAACCAUUUCAAAGAGGUUUCACGGUUGUAUGGAUUUGAGGAGGUUGAUUUUCCAGUGCUUGAGUCGGAGGCAUUGUAUACUAGGAAAGCAGGGGAGGAGAUUAAGGACCAGCUGUAUUGUUUUGAAGAUCGGGGUAACCGUCGUGUUGCGUUGAGGCCUGAACUUACUCCUUCUUUGGCAAGACUGGUGAUACAGAAAGGGAAGUCUGUAUCACUACCAUUGAAGUGGUUCACUGUGGGACAAUGUUGGCGGUAUGAGAGAAUGACAAGGGGGCGUCGCCGUGAGCACUACCAAUGGAACAUGGAUAUCAUUGGUGUUCCUGGUGUUAUGGCUGAAGCAGAGCUUAUAUCUUCUAUUGUCACUUUGUUCAAGCGAAUAGGAAUUACGGAAUCAGAUGUUGGAUUUAAGGUUUCUAGUCGAAAGGUUCUUCAGGAAGUAUUAAGGUGUUAUUCAAUACCUGAAAAUUUAUUUGGCAAGGUCUGCAUCAUUAUUGAUAAGAUUGAGAAAAUUCCAAUUGAUGAGAUAAAGAAAGAGUUGAAAGCUGCUGGUCUAUCACAAGAGGCUGUCCUGGAGCUAUUGCAAGUCCUUUCUGUAAAGUCAUUGACCGAGUUAGAAGAGAGACUCGGAAACAGUGGGGAAGCAAUUGCUGAUCUCAAAGAGCUAUUCUCACUUGCUGAAAAGUUUGGUUACUCUAAAUGGCUUCAAUUUGAUGCGUCAGUUGUUCGUGGCCUUGCAUAUUACACUGGCAUUGUAUUCGAGGGUUUUGACCGACAAGGAAAGCUCCGAGCUAUCUGUGGUGGGGGGCGAUAUGAUCAUCUGUUCUCAACUUUUGGGGCUGAUGACGUUGCUGCUUGUGGUUUUGGAUUUGGUGAUGCAGUCGUAGUGGAAUUGCUGAAAGAGAAGGGCCUGCUACCAGAACUCAGCAUGCAAAUAGAUGACAUUGUUUGUGCCUUGGAUGAAGACCUUCAAGGAUAUGCUGCUUUGGUUGCAAACAUUCUCAGAGAAAAAGGACAGAGUGUUGACUUGGUUUUGGAAAGCAAACCACUUAAAUGGGUUUUUAAACGAGCAGCCCGAACAAAUGCUGAGCGACUGGUAUUAGUGGGAAAUUCUGAGUGGCAAAAGGGUGUUGUUGGUGUCAAAAUUCUAUCUACUGGUGAGCAGUAUGAGGUUAAACUGGAUGAUCUAAAGUAAAUCAGAAUUUGAAUUUUUUUCAUGUAUUUUGUCUUCAGUCUUCAUUUUUGGUAUAUAAAACUUACAUGCCCGCGUGCACCUGCACAUCUAUCUAUUCAUCUACAUUUAUAAAUUCCGCUGCUUCAGUUCA